Messenger RNA from Aphanomyces invadans, 2241 nucleotides. RefSeq lists its product as hypothetical. The record is from RefSeq and is a predicted model, not a curated record. Lineage: Eukaryota; Oomycota; Saprolegniomycetes; Saprolegniales; Verrucalvaceae. The transcript is spliced from 6 exons. The coding region runs from base 43 to 2241 and encodes 732 amino acids.
GUUACAUGACCCAUUGUCGAGUCGGCAGCGGCGGUCUCUCUGAUGGUGGAUGCUGCACAUGAGGGGCCGUCUCGGUGGCAGCAGUUGUUUGGCAAGCCACGUGAAGGAGGGAGCAGAGAUGGCACAGCGCAGUCGCUGCCCCAUCGCCAUGGAAACCAAGACGACGAUGACUCCCGGCCGACAUGGGUUGAUGACUGGGAACGCCAAAAGAUGCUCGUCCAAGCCACAUUGGAUCCCGAGGAUGCUGACAAUGUGUUCUCUGCGCCCGUGAUCACCAAGCAAUGGGAAGCUGGUCGAUGUUUUGCAGAACACAACAAUCACGACGAGGACCUCGACACGGUACAAGACGUGCGGCAGCGCGUCCGAGCUGCGGUCCACGUUGAAGCGACGGCCCAGGCCAUCAAGGCUGGUAUCAAAACUCAAGCCGGGAUCGGCCGAAACACGUUUCUUCCUCACGAACCGGCGAAUCCUGCACCGUUGGCAGACCCAACACGAACGAUGGCGGUGCGGCAAGAGCUGGUUCACGCCAAGCGUGCGGCUCGAGCUGCAGGUUUAUCAGCCGCCCGGCCGAUGCCUCCUCACGCAGUAUUUCGAAUACAAAACCCAUUUACUCGAAAGCCAAAGCCAGCACAACCACCUGCCAUCGACACGCUGCAGCAUAUCAAUGCCAGGCAUGCCGCUGUCGACAAGAAGCGGUCCGAACGGAUGUUAAAGACGGCGGCAGUACCGCCGCCAGCACCCAUGGCGCGUCGAUCGGCGGACGCACUUCGGAAGCAAACCCUUGCUGUCGAAGUCCAGCUGCAGCAUGAAAUGAAGAAACUCGCUGCGCUUGAAACAGCGAGACAGAACCGACAUGCAGCACGCGCAGUGCUCGAAGAAGCGUUUGCGACGUGGUGGAGCGUCGUGUCUCUGCACCAGACGAUGAUGGCGCAAGCAGCUCGCGCUCAUGCAUGGCAUAUUCAGCGAAGCUUCUUUGUAGCAUGGAGAAUAUGCGUCCGACACAAUGCGCAUGCGCGGGAGGUGGCAACCGCAGAGGCUGCUGCAGCGCGCCAACAUCGCGCGGACCUCAGAGCAUCCUUACAUUUCCGCAAAUGCGUCCUCUUGAAGGUGUUUGCGCAGUGGACUACCUACAUGACACGAACUAAAGCUACCAAACGCGCGGCUGCGGGGUUCGAAGCGCGGCAGUCCCGCGCCGCCUUUCUUCUCACCCAAGUCAUGCAGACGACGGCUGCUAUUGACAUAGCGACGACGGCAAUGUACAGGACAUCAUGCACGUCACCGUCGCUACCCACAUCUGCAGCAACAACCGCGGUGGCCGUCGCGCCGACUCGGCGAUGGACAAGCACUAAACGACCUCCGCCGCCACAACGAGACACGCACAAGGACGUCGCAACAAGUCCUCGGAAAGCAAGGCCCCGUGCCCCUCGAAUACCCAUCGUCCAGAAUGAACUUCCCCCGCGGAUCCUGGACAUGCGUGCGAGGGAAGCCGAACGCAAGAAGCGAUGGGAAGCGCUGCAGGUCAAGUACAAGGAAGCCCAAGCUGCACGAGAGGAGGCGGCGCGCGUGGCUGCAGCGGCCGCCCUCGCCGAGAUGGACAAGCAGAAGGCGGCGGCAGCUGCAUCCAAACUCGAAAAAAAACGGGAACAUGCACGAGCUGAGGCGGAAAAGGAGCACCGCCGUCAGUUGGCAGUGGAGCAAUGGGCACUGGCCAAGCAGCAUUACCUUCGGUCUAUCGUGCUGUUUCAAGGGUGGCGGCCAUGGAGACAUCUCGUGGCGACCAGGAGGACAAUGGCAAUCAAGGCCAUGCAUUGGCAUCACGACAUGCUCCUCCAGCAUCGAUUCGUCGAGUGGGUGGCUUUCCGAGACACGUGCCGGGCUCAAGCCCGUGCGAUCCUGGCGACGCGUCUUCGCGCUGCAGCGACGUGGCACCACCGACGACUCUUGGCCCACAUCACGUCGCAGUGGAAGGGUCAUCGCGCCACCAUGAUCCAGCGCGAAGAGUCCCUACGCUCCAUCGUCCAUCGACACCUCGUUCGCCGAGUCUGGGAUGUGGUCAAGUCGUUGAGACAAAGGCGAGAAUCACAGGCCCGUCAAGCUCAAGCCAAACACGAACGCGGCGUCAAGCGGCGGGCUCUCCAUGCGUGGGUCCGUCGAGUCAACAUUUGGACAAAGGAAGCUGCUACCAAGCGCGAGAAAGACGCCUUGUGGCAAAAGGUGCAUGUCUGGCUCGCGGAAGACUAG